GUCACCCACGACCGUUGUCAUUGACGCUUCAUUUGCUCUGCAUAAUCUCUCUCUCUCUCUCUGUUUCCGUGUUCAACGUUUCAAGCCCACAGGAAAGUUUUUCAAAUCCUUCCGAGAAGCGCAGAAAUGGAGGCAAUGAAGAUGAGGCUCUUCGUGACCCUGAUGGUGGUGGUGCUCGUGGCUCUCGCUGCCGCGCAGACCGCCUCCGCCGCCGAAGCCCCGGCGCCGAGCCCGGCCUCGGACGCCUCCGCCUUCGUCCCCACCUUCCUCGCCUCCGUGGCUGCUCUUGCUCUGGGUUACUUGCUCUGAGCUCGCAGGAUGAGGAGCAAUGUAGGCGGCGAGACUGCUCGUUUCCUCUUGCUUUUCGCUCGCUCUCUCCUUAGCUCUUGGCUAAUGAGUUUGCAGGGGGAGAAGAGGGAUUAGAGGGCAGAGAGAGAGAGAGAGAUUGUGGGGGUUGGUUUGGUUGGUUUCUCUUCCUUAUUUUAUUAUAAAGUUAGGAACUUUAGCGAGAUUGUUUGUUGGGUCUGUUGAUGAAGGGAUGAUGAUUUGUUUCUGGGUUUUUUUCCUGUUAAUCUGAUUCACAUUCAUAUGUUUGGAGGCAUUGGUAUGAUAUGCCUUCUGGGCUAUUGUGACUUUUAUCUAUGAAUAUACCCUAUUUGGAAGUAAUAAGAUUCCCCGGGCUUCAUGGA
This is a messenger RNA of Syzygium oleosum, 689 nucleotides long. Its product is annotated as arabinogalactan protein 14-like. The coding region runs from base 127 to 309 and encodes 60 amino acids. Lineage: Eukaryota; Viridiplantae; Streptophyta; Magnoliopsida; Myrtales; Myrtaceae. The record is from RefSeq and is a predicted model, not a curated record. The transcript has a single exon.